Messenger RNA from Ilex paraguariensis (yerba mate), 408 nucleotides. Lineage: Eukaryota; Viridiplantae; Streptophyta; Magnoliopsida; Aquifoliales; Aquifoliaceae. The record is from the annotation of a GenBank genome assembly.
AUGGCAAUAGCCGGGAACUCAGGUGUUGGGAGUAGCAGGGGAGGCAAUAGCAAGAGGAGGAGUCAUGGGGAUGGCGGCAAGCAUGCUCGAUACACAGCUCCGCAAAUUGAGGUACUUGAGAAAUGCUUUGGUGAGUGUUCGAAGCCAAAUAACUAUCAAAGGCAGGAAAUGAUAAGAGCAAACCCGGUCCUUGGGAGUGUCGAUUCUAAGCAAAUUAAGAUCUGGUUUCAGAACCGGAGGUGCCGUGACAAGCAGAGGAAAGAAAAUACCGACCUUCAGUUGGUAAACCAAAAGUUGAUUGCUGAAAACAAGCUAUUGAUGGAAGAGAAUGGUCGCCUUCGGAAUCAGGUGACGGAGCUGGUAUAUGAGAAUAAACACUUGCGGCAGCAUCUGAAAAAUGUAUGCUAA